AUGUUUACGAAAAGUAUAUUUGUCGUUACUUUCAUAUUAAAUAAAGUUACUUUAGACAAUGCAAGUGAAGAAAGUAAAAGGUAUAUAGACAGAGAAUAUGAAUUAUCCGAAGGUUACCCAUUAGAUUCACUGCCUAACUUUACAGAGCUAGCCGCAAAAUAUGGAUAUCCAUCUGAAGAGCACACCGUUGUAACUGAAGAUGGAUACAUUCUAACAAUUUUUAGAAUUGUCAGAGGCAAGAAAUGUCAAGGGCCCAUUAGAUCGCCCCCAGUUUUACUAAUGCAUGGCUUGCUGAUGAGUUCUGAUGCUUGGUUGGAUUCGGGCCCUGAGUCUGGGCUUGCGUAUCUAAUAUCAAAUGCCUGCUAUGACUUAUGGGCAGGAAAUGUCCGAGGUAACUAUUAUGGGAAGAGACAUCGGACUCUUAAUCCUGAAACAGACAUCGAUUUCUGGCAAUUUACCGUCAAUGAAAUAGGUAGUUUUGAUAUGCCGGCAGUGAUUGAUUACAUUUUAAACUAUACGUCAUCAGCAAAAAUAAACUAUAUUGGAUAUUCACAAGGAGCUAGCACUUAUUUUAUAAUGUGUUCAGAGCGAAAGGGAUACUGCGAUAAAGUUCAAGUACUGAUUGGCUUGGGGCCUGAUUCAAGAAACACAUACCUAAAAUCUGUAUUUUCCAGAUUAGUAGUUGAAGCAUAUCAAGAUUUAUAUCCUGCCUUAACCGAAGUUGGUUUUUAUGAAGCAUUACCUCGGGGCGGUAUCGUUCAGCAGACCGUUGCCUUCAUUUGCCAGAACUUUGUUAUCGCCGACACGUUCUGCAGAACUCUAUUGAGUAUGAUUGACUCACCCCAUCCCGGUUCAAUUGAGACUCAAACUUUACGCGUCCUUUUUGAUCAUUUUCCUGCAGGUACAUCGGUAAAGAAUUUGGUAUGGUACAGUCAGUCAUUAAACGUUGAUGAUUUCCAGCAUUUUGACUACGGAACCCGGGCAAACAUGGAAUUGUAUGGUUCUCUCAAGCCACCUUCGUUCAAUCUUAGCGCAACAACAACUCCAACGGUUGUGAUAAGUGGAAAGAACGACUUUUUAACUGUACCAGCUGACGAGGAAUGGUUAACGAGUCACUUGCCCAAUGUGUUGGAACAUUACAUUGUACAAGACUCUCUUUGGAACCAUAUUGAUAUAGCAUAUAGUAAAUUAACAAGUAAAGAUAUAUUACCGAAAAUACUUGAAUAUUUAUUAAAAUAUAGCGAUGAAACAGAUGUGUGA
This is a messenger RNA of Parnassius apollo (apollo), 1260 nucleotides long. The record is from the annotation of a GenBank genome assembly. NCBI's taxonomy places the organism in Eukaryota, Metazoa, Arthropoda, Insecta, Lepidoptera, Papilionidae.